ACCUGACAGACUGUUAUAACAAUGAUUCUCCUAAGAGCUUUAAUUCUCAUAAUGAUUCUCCUAAUAGAUGUAAAAGAAAUCUUAGCUUUAAAAAAGUGGGGAAAAUGUGAUUUUUGUCGGUUUCUUCUGAAACCGUUUCUGUCCUGAUUUCUUUGGUUCUUUGGUUUGAGUUUCCUUUCAAAACCUUGGCCUCCUUGUUUUCCCAGACCCAUUGUUCAUUUACUGGCCUCUCUACUGCCAAGAAUAACCAUUUGCAAACACAUGGAGAACAUGUGAAACACCACACAGACAGCAACUGGAGCUCAGGAUCAAACUAGGAACCCUGUGACUGUACCCCUCAUAUAAAGCACUUCACUCUAUUGAUUUUCUUAAUGUGUGUAUGUGUGUGCGUGUGUGUGUGCUUGCAUAUCUUACAUGCCUCACUAAAGGAAAUCGUUCUUGCAGUGCAAGUUUUCACCGGAAACCCACAGUUUAUGAUGCAAGCUCACAUAUGAACUGGUUACUAAAACAGACAUUACAGUUUACAGCAUUAUGCCUCAAGCUCAGCAGUGUUCCUCCAACAAUUUCAGGCUAACAUGUACCCACGUGUUAUUUUAAAAGGAGUCUUAUACAAGAAAUCUCAGCAAAAACGAAGAACAUCCCCUUGCAAUUAUAAGGAAAGAUAUUUUGUGCUAAACACUGAGGAUCUGACCUACUCUGAACGUCGGCCUGGGAAAAAGCCAAUUCAGAAGGGCUGCAUCGAGCUUUCCCGUAUUAAGUGUGUAGAGACUGUACGCAGUGACCUUCCCAUUCCCUGUGAAUACAAAUAUCCUUUCCAGGUUGUCUAUGAUAACUACUACCUUUAUGUGUUUGCACCAGACAACGACUGCAGACUAAAGUGGGUCAGAGCUCUUAAAGAGGAGACAAAAGGCAACAACCUAGCUUUGAACUACCAUCCUGAUUUUUGGGGAGAGGGAAGAUGGCGGUGUUGUAACAGGACAGAGAAGUUGGCACCCGGGUGUAGUGACUAUUACCCUAGUGGAUGCGCAUCCAAAAAACCUUUGCCUCCAACACCAGACCCAGAGCGGCGGUUCUCUAGCCCAGAAACACGAAUUGUUGUGGCUCUGAAGAACUUUAUCCCUCAAGAGGACACAGACAUCCCACUGCACAAAGAUGAGGAGUACAUUGUAGUAGACUGUUCUGAGACCAACUGGUGGACUGUCAGAGAUAAAGAUGGAAAUGUUGGAACUGUGCCUUGCAUUUAUAUUAAAGAGAAACCUUCAAACAACAUUGAACACUUUAAGUGGUAUAACAAAGAUGUAACCCGGACCGAAGCUGAAGAAUUAUUAAUUGCAGUGGAUAAGGAGGGUGCUUUCAUGGUGCGUGACUCCCGGCAUGCAGGAGUUUACACAGUGUCUGUAUUUACGAAAGCUCCUGGGUCAAAUGGGGAAAAAUAUCCAAGGGUCAAGCAUUAUAAGAUCAGAGAGACAGAAGAUGAAGAGCCCAAGUAUUACUUGGCUGAAAAAUAUUUAUUCAGCACCAUCCCAGAGCUUAUUUAUUAUCAUCAACACAAUGCAGCAGGUUUAAUAACACGACUGAGGCACUGUGUCUCCCAAGGCCAAGGAAAUUCUCCUAGGAUUGAGGAGCUUGCAUCAGAGGAGUGGGAGUUGGACAUGGAGGACCUGAUUCUCGGGGGGGAGCUGGGCAGUGGUCAGUUUGGUCGGGUGUUCGAGGGCUUGUGGCAUGGUGAGAAGGUGGCUGUCAAGACAAUCCGUGAAGAGGCCAUGUCUGAAGAGGAGUUUAAAGAGGAGGCAAAGGUUAUGAUGAAAGUGUCCCAUCCCAAGCUGGUGAGGUUGUACGGUAUGUGCACACAGCAAUCCCCCAUGUACCUGGUGUUUGAGUUUCUGGAGAAUGGCUGCCUGACAGAAUUCCUGCGCUCCAGAAAAGGUUGUGUUUCACAGGAGACACAGCUGGGCAUGUGUGUAGAUGUGAGCGAAGCAAUGGCUUACCUGGAGAGCUCAAAUUUCAUUCACAGAGACCUGGCUGCAAGAAACUGCCUGGUUUCAGGAGACCUUGUGGUGAAAGUCUCAGAUUUUGGAAUGACCAGGUUCGUACUGGAUGACCAAUACACCAGCUACACCAGCAAAUUCCCUGUAAAGUGGUCGUCUCCAGAAGUGAUCCGAUAUAACAAGUUCAGCAGCAAGUCCGAUGUGUGGUCAUUUGGUGUGUUGAUGUGGGAGGUGUACAGUGAAGGCCGACUGCCCUACGACUGCCGAAGUAAUGCAGAAGUAGUGGAAUCCCUAAAUGCAGGACUAAGGUUAUCGAAACCCAGACUCUGUCCAGAACCUGUUUACCAGCUAAUGCAGUGGUGUUGGAAAGAGAAACCUGAAGACCGGCCCUCCUUCCUCCUGCUCUUGCAUGAACUGGCUUCUCUGGCGGACCACUGAUUUAAGGCUAUUGACGUUGCUUAUGAAAAUAUAAUGUACAGUCCAGCAUUUUAUUUAUUUGUAUAUUCUAUUUAUUUAUUUUCAAUUUUUUUUGCAAUUAUCUAUGAUUUUUCUCUACUGCCUAUAUGUGGUGGAAUAACCUGUGGUUACUUCAUGUCUUUUUGUGCAGUCAAAUUUCCUGAUCUCCUUUUCUCCUUUAGGGGGCAUCAUUAAGUAGCCAUCUAUUUCCAAGACCAAUAGCCCCAGCCUUGGGUUCUUAGAACUAUUAAUUAUUUGCAUGUUUAUAUCUGUCUAUAGCAGGGGUCUCAAAAUCAAAUUUCCCUGGGGCAACUUUUGGUACUGUCUUCUCAUAGGUGGGCCACAAGAGCAUUAAAGUACUCCAAGAAAGUGCAAUAUUCUCAAAAUGUACUUUUUUUUAUAUUACCAUUACCAACAUAUUUUAUUAAACAAAUUUAGUAGUAGUAAACAUACCCAUAACAAUACCAUAACAAUAACUUGGCACCAGUUUCAACAUAGAUGUAAUAGUUCACACACACACAUAAAAAUUUCUGUUUUGUUUUAAUUCUUGCCAAUCACCUGACAGCUCUUCUUCUCACACAAUUGAGAUACAUUUGCCCUGAUGGAGGUUGUAGUCGGAACCCUAAGUACAGCUUCAAGAUGGGCAUCAGUAAUCCUGGACCGG
This is a messenger RNA of Ictalurus furcatus (blue catfish), 3108 nucleotides long. RefSeq names its product IL2 inducible T cell kinase (gene itk). Gene Ontology annotation, molecular function: protein binding; ATP binding; non-membrane spanning protein tyrosine kinase activity. The record is from RefSeq and is a predicted model, not a curated record. The coding region runs from base 576 to 2426 and encodes 616 amino acids. The transcript is spliced from 17 exons. Gene Ontology annotation, biological process: B cell receptor signaling pathway; peptidyl-tyrosine autophosphorylation; intracellular signal transduction. NCBI's taxonomy places the organism in Eukaryota, Metazoa, Chordata, Actinopteri, Siluriformes, Ictaluridae.